AUGCGUUCGAUUAUCUGGCUAGGUGCUCUUAUCGGGCUGGCCAUGGCGGCACCAAGUGCGUCUAUUCCGACAGAGAACGGCAAGCGGGAAUGGCUCGACGGCUACGGUGGUGGUAGUGGAGACAGAUAUGGUGGUGGCGGUGGUGGUAGUGAUCGCUACGGUCAAGUAAAGCGGGAAUGGCUUGACGGUUACGGUGGUGGCAGCGGAGACAGAUAUGGCGGUGGUGGUGGUGGUAGUGAUCGCUACGGUCAAGUUAAGCGGGAAUGGCUUGACGGUUACGGUCGUGGCGGCGGAGACAGAUAUGGUGGUGGUGGUGGCGGCGGUGGCGUAGCCACAGCCCGUUGGUAG
Aspergillus welwitschiae is the source of this 348-nucleotide messenger RNA. RefSeq lists its product as uncharacterized. The coding region runs from base 1 to 348 and encodes 115 amino acids. The record is from RefSeq and is a predicted model, not a curated record. The transcript has 4 exons. NCBI's taxonomy places the organism in Eukaryota, Fungi, Ascomycota, Eurotiomycetes, Eurotiales, Aspergillaceae.